AUGGAUGCUAUGGAGCUGGAAAAGGAAAAUUCAUGUUUGGGAGAUACCCAAUCGGAGAACUUGGGUGAAACUGAUGUUAUUCUGCUCAGCUUAAAACAGAGCAUUGAGGAAUCUCUGCAAAAGGAUGAUGUGCAAGUGAUUGUCAUAAUAGGGUCAUACCGAAAGCUCUCAGCAGAAUUCAAUGUGACGUCUUUUAGCGGAAUUUGA
This is a messenger RNA of Ilex paraguariensis (yerba mate), 207 nucleotides long. The record is from the annotation of a GenBank genome assembly. NCBI's taxonomy places the organism in Eukaryota, Viridiplantae, Streptophyta, Magnoliopsida, Aquifoliales, Aquifoliaceae.